UGGCCAGCGACGCAUCACGCCUCUAACAUCCCUCCAAUCCCCGCCCCCCGUGUGUGCGUCGUGCGUCCCGGCCGUGCGUCCUGACAGCGCGGCACGAGGAGGAGUUCCCCGCUGUCUCCGGCGCACUCUCCGCUGCCCCCGUGCGCGUCCUCUCCCCGUGUCCUGCCGCAGAAAAACGCGUUGUUUGGGGGACUACAGCGGGACUAUGGAGCCUUUAGUGGCCGCGAUCGACCAGGGCACCAGCUCCACCCGGUUCCUGGUGUUUAAUGCUCGUACUGCAGAACUGGUCAGUCACCACCAGGUGGAGAUCACACAGAGUUUCCCCAAAGAAGGGUGGGUGGAGGCCGACCCAAAGGAGAUCAUGCAGUCCGUGUACCAGGUGAUGGAGAGAACCUGCGAGAAACUCCACCAGCUCAGAGUGGACAUCUCCAGAAUCAAAGCCAUCGGAGUGACCAACCAGAGAGAGACCACCCUGGUGUGGGACAAAGAGACCGGAGAGCCCCUCUACAACGCCAUCGUGUGGUUGGACCUGCGAACUCAGUCCACGGUGGAGAGACUCAUCAGCAAAGCUCCAGGACGCAACAAGAACCAUCUGAAGCAUAAGACGGGACUUCCCAUCAGCACGUACUUCAGCGCGGUCAAACUGCGCUGGCUCCUGGACAACGUGGACGAGGUGAAGCAGGCGGUGGUCAGCGGCAGAGCCAUGUUCGGAACGGUCGACUCCUGGAUCAUCUGGUGUCUGACCGGGGGCAGAAAUGGAGGCGUUCACUGCACAGACGUGACCAACGCCAGCCGCACGAUGCUCUUCAACAUCCACUCUCUGAGCUGGGACCCCGAGCUCUGCAGGUACUUUGACGUUCCCAUGGAGAUCCUGCCCAGGGUCCGGAGCUCCUCUGAGAUCUACGGCCACAUGAGCGCUGGUCCUCUGGCUGGAGUGCCCAUCUCAGGGUGUUUGGGGGAUCAGUCUGCGGCGCUGGUGGGUCAGAUGUGCUUCAGCGAGGGACAAGCCAAAAACACGUACGGGACCGGGUGUUUUCUGCUCAGGAACACUGGAACUAAGCCGCUGAAGUCCGAGCACGGCCUCAUCACCACCGUGGCCUACAAACUGGGCAAGAACCAGCCUGCCCACUACGCUCUGGAGGGCUCUGUGGCCAUCGCAGGAGCUGUGGUUCGUUGGCUCAGGGACAACAUGGGCAUCGUGCAGUCGUCCGAUGAGAUUGAGAAGCUGGCGGCCGCUGCAGGAACCUCCUACGGCUGUUACUUUGUGCCGGCGUUUUCAGGACUCUACGCCCCCUACUGGGAGCCCAGCGCACGAGGGAUCAUCUGUGGACUCACACAGUUCACAAACAGAAAACACUUGGCCUUUGCUGCUCUGGAGGCCGUGUGCUUCCAGACCAGAGAGAUCGUGGACGCCAUGAACCUGGACACUGGGCUGGAGCUGUCUCAGCUGCAGGUGGACGGAGGCAUGACGUCCAACAGGCUCCUCAUGCAACUGCAGGCGGACAUCCUCUGCACCGCUGUGGUGAGGCCCUCGAUGCCGGAGACGACGGCUCUGGGGGCGGCGAUGGCGGCGGGUGCAGCAGAGGGGGUGGACGUGUGGAGCCUGAGCCCGGAACAGCUGCCCCUGAUCAACGUGGAGACUUACGAGCCCCAGAUCAAUAUAGAAGAGAGCGAGUACCGCUUCGCUCGGUGGAAGAAGGCCGUGCAGAAGGCCAUGAACUGGGAGACCACAGAGCCCAGCUGCCAAGACAACGGUUGUGUCCCUCCAGGUGUAGGGAAGAGGCCGAACGGCGCCCCCUGGGGAGUGUGUCCCAGCCCCCCCUCCUCCAGAGUGGACCACUGAGGUCACUGCACCUGUGUGCGAUCAGCAGGAGCCCAACGGAAGCUAGAAUGUGAAGAAGAAGACGACGACGAAUGACGAGACUUGAACCUCAACGCUGCUGCUCGAACACUCGUGAAGAACACAACCGCAAGUGCCACAACCCGCCACCAGGGGUCCUCACCGCUCAUGGAUUUGAAUACGGACACUCGCUACGUUUACAUGCACGUCUACAGAGCCAAAGUCCGGCCUUACUCUGAGAAGGUCUUUUUAAAAACCUCGUAUAAUCCCGAGGCGACGGUACGAAAGAUCUGAGCGACAAACUUAAAAGUGCAAAAACGUUUCUGGGUCCGUCAAACGCUUUUCUCCGUGGAGAUGUCGUCGCUUUAUCGUCUGGAAUGUUUCGCAGUACGACAUUGAACAUUUCUAUCUUCACGGAGACCAAAACAAACCACGUUAAAGAUCAGAUCUGUGGAGAGACGCCUGUUUUUCAUGGUAUUUUUGAGCUAUAAAUCCACCUGUAACACAUGCAUCGCAAAUUUCGGAUUUCCGGUCAUCGCGCAAUGCAUACUGGGAAAGAUCUUUUCUAGUCUUUUGAACCAUAUCACUUUUGUUUCUGGUUCUGAUAUUGUCAUAUUUUAGUUUUGGGAUUCGGACAUCGUCAUUGUGUGGUUGUUGGAUCUUAAAGGGCCGUUCACACCGAAGCGUCAAAAAACGCCUUGACGCCUCUAUUUGGACGCCUUUGCAUUUGAGUUUAGACGCCCCAGACGCGCGUUUUUGACACCGUGGACGAACGGGAGAAAAAUACUUGAUGCACGUCCGUUGCCCUGGAAACAAGAGGCCGGUCUCUCUCUUUUCCUGAAACAAUGUCAGACCAGACUGAGAGAGACUUUAGUGUUUUUAUAACGUAAAACCAUCAGUGGAGAUCGGGUCGACGACUGUGGCGUAUUUAUAUUUAUACUCCGCUAAUGACACUGGAUCAGUCCUGGUUUAGUUCCGGUCUAGUCCUGGUUUAGUCUCGGUCUACUCCCGGUCUAGUCCUGGUUUAGUUCUGGUGUAGUCCUCGCGAUCGUCUCGGUGAUUGUGGUGUAUAUAUUUAUUCUCCGCUCAUGUUUGUGUCUCUCACUCUGGUUCUCUGGUUUUUCUUCCUGAUAAUAACGUCGCUGCGUCACUGGAUACUCGUCCCUGAUUGGUUGACGCGGCGCAUCUGACGCAAAAUGUUCAGCAUUUUCAACUUCUGACGCUGACGCUCAAGACGCAAAAACGCAGGAUGCCCUAGUCGCGCGUCUACAUAGACUUUACACAGAAACUGGACGGUUGACGCUCUGGUGUGAACGGCCUUUAACAGCAGAAAACGGCUCGAGAAACGGGCUUUGGAAGUUUGCGAACUCCAUAAAUGCAAAAG
This is a messenger RNA of Boleophthalmus pectinirostris (great blue-spotted mudskipper), 3224 nucleotides long. Its product is annotated as glycerol kinase-like. The transcript has 20 exons. The record is from RefSeq and is a predicted model, not a curated record. Lineage: Eukaryota; Metazoa; Chordata; Actinopteri; Gobiiformes; Gobiidae. Gene Ontology annotation, biological process: glycerol metabolic process; triglyceride metabolic process; glycerol-3-phosphate biosynthetic process. The coding region runs from base 206 to 1843 and encodes 545 amino acids. Gene Ontology annotation, molecular function: glycerol kinase activity. Gene Ontology annotation, cellular component: mitochondrion.